UGUUGUUGUUCGUCAGCAGCUGUGGAAGGACUGUCACUCGCUGCCACCGCGCCUGGGUGACUGGGUCUGGCAGUCGGAGAAAAAGCUUAACAGCGAAAGGACAUGGAUCGCCCCUCUCCAGCGUUUAGGUCGCCUUUUGGCAGGCCAUGGAUGACGAACACUGGUGCCGCCGCGGCCGGGGGAGGGGGGAAAGGACUGAAAGGCAUUGUAGCAGGUGGUAUAACUGGUGGGAUCGAAAUUUGCAUCACUUUCCCAACAGAAUAUGUCAAAACACAGCUACAAUUGGAUGAAAAAAGUGGUGGUGCAAAAAAAUAUAAUGGCAUUAUUGACUGUGUCAAGAAAACUGUUAAAAGUCAUGGUGUUUUUGGCCUCUAUCGAGGUCUUUCCGUCCUUCUUUAUGGCUCUAUUCCAAAAUCUGCAUGCAGGUUUGGUGCUUUUGAAGUGCUAAAAAAACACAGUGUAGAUGAACGAGGAAACCUUUCACCAGGAAAACGUUUACUAUGUGGGUUAGGAGCUGGUAUUACUGAAGCUAUUUUUGCUGUGACUCCAAUGGAAACGGUCAAAGUGAAGUUCAUUAAUGAUCAAAGAUCAGCAAAUCCUCGAUUCCGUGGAUUUUUCCAUGGAGUAGGGGUGAUCAUCAGGGAGCAAGGCCUUCGGGGAACAUACCAGGGUGUAACUGCAACAAUCUUGAAGCAAGGAAGCAACCAAGCUAUGCGUUUUUAUGUGAUGGAGACUUGCAAGGAUGCAUAUAGAGGAGGAGAUCCUACAAAGCCAGUUCCUAAAUUGAUUGUAGGUUUGUUUGGUGGCCUUGCUGGUGCUGUAUCUGUGUUCGGUAACACCCCGAUUGAUGUAGUCAAGACAAGAAUGCAAGGUUUAGAGGCCAGCAAAUAUAAAAAUACUUUUGACUGCUUCUUGAAAAUAUGGAAGAAUGAAGGACCACGGGCUUUCUAUAAGGGAACUGUACCACGACUAAGCCGCGUGUGCCUUGAUGUGGCAAUCACCUUUAUGAUCUAUGAUAGCUUCAUGGAGCUUUUUGAGAAGGUCUGGAAAUAGAACUUUUCAUAUUGUUAUGAAAAUCCUGUUCCUUAAGUGUGGAAACCAUUAAAGGAUUUUUACCAAGGUAAGAAUUGCAUUUUUCUGAGUAUCUAAAAAGUGACAAGUAUCAGUAAUCAUAUCAAUACUGUACUAUUUUUAUAGUUUAACUUAGGCAUACAGUGUUGAGGAGUAUGAUAUGCUUUGAAAAGCAUAUCAUAUGAGAAUAGGGCAAUGUUUGCACAAACAUAGCAGCAUAAAUUGAGUGAUCAUUUUUAAUCUUUUUAUUUUUUUUAUUUUUGUAUAUGAGAUACAGAGAGUAUGUUUGAAAAGACAAUUGCCUUCUAUAAUUUUUAUAAAUAGCAUUACCUACCCUGAACUUUACUGUACAAUACAUACAGGAUUUUGUAAUAUUUUUGUAAAUUGCACUAGUUUGUUAAUACUGUUGUUUCUAUCUGGUUACACGUAGUGUAUAUUUGAUUAAAUAGCUGUUUUUAUUGAUUGUUUACUUAUGGCAAUUUGAAUCUAUAUUGUAUGUUUAAGCAAUUUUAUUUUACUGUUUGAGCAGUAAACACAAUAUGCAAAUUACAAACAAACACCAGUUUAAACUGUCUUAACGCUAGAAUUAAUCUGUCUCUCCUUAAACGUUUUUAUAUAGUAAUUUCAUUUAUUCUUGGCAACAUUCCAAGAAUCUUUUUCCAAAAGGUGGUAACAUAAUAAAAUCUUUAACUUUAUUUUAUAUCUGUAGAGAUCAUUCUCUUUGGCAUAUAAUUUUUUGUGUCCAAUCAGUAUACAAACCUUUAUUUCACUGAGUCCAUAGCACCCAGUGUGCCAUGUUAAGUAGGCAAAAACUCUUAACUACUCGGGUAACUUCAAUACCAGGGAAAACCCCCUUACUAGUUACGUAUAUAAAAAGAUAUGUGGUGAUUUUAUUAUACCAACGUGUGUUUGAAUGUUCUUUUCUUUCCACCUCACAACUCACUCUACAAAAGGUUGUUUUAAUUCAAACAUCAGCCCAGUCAGAAUCUUGAGCUGUACAUGAGAGAUGCCCAACAUGAUGCAGCUGCAGUUGAUGGAUUAUCAACAUGUCAGGUGUACAGUACAGAGGCAGACAACAACAGACUCUCAGAGAGCAUUCAGACAGAAGUACCAAAGUAGUAUAAUGAUGAAGGGGACUUGAAAGAGGACUAAUUAUCAUUUAUAAUUGUCAGCGUUAAAUUGACAGUUCUUUGAGGAAAUAAAAGUAUAGGUGAACUGAAAGAUGGUAUUGACAAGAACAGUUCAAUCUGGGCAAAGGAUCUUAAAGAAAAAAAAUUCACAUGCAAGGUACGUAAUCUGAGGAUGACAUGAACAUGCUAGACUCAUUUACAGAAGUUGAAGUAUAGCUACAUAAAGUGAGGAAGCUUAGUUCAGUAUUUCCUCUUAAGACCCAGUUGUUGGUGAUUUUCAAGGCCAUGGGAGAGGUUCCCUUUCACUAUUCUGGAUUCUCAUCUUUGGAGGAAAUUGAGCUGACAGACAAGGUCACUGGGAAGAUGUCCAGGAUGUACUGCAAAACUCUUACGCAGCAAAUUAGGUCUGGUUACCCUUAGUAAGUAAAGAAUUGUCUCCUAUACUAUUGUAGUAGAUUGGUUUCCUACGAGGCUGAAGAUUCCUGUGGUGUAGGAUGUCAUGUAAGGACCUGACCUUGUGACUUUGGGGCAGCAGGAAUUACCAGUAUUUUCCCUUUUGGCAUCUUGAAGUUUUAGAGGGAAGAUCAGAUAUCUUGUAGUAGUAAACAUCAGCACCUUGCAAUUUCAAUAUAGUACACUGUUAUCACAGGUCUCAGUGUUUAAGGAAAUCAGAAUGGUUAAAAGAGUAAGUACAAAGUAUGCAAUUCCAUUUCUGUCUUAUAUGUUGAGAACUUCUUGAACCCCAGUGGGACAAUGCACUCACUAGAUCCCAGACAACAGCAAUUGCAUUGACUGUCACAUGUUGGGAACUUGAACCCCAGGGGGGGGAUGCAUUUACCAGGAGAUGAAGGAGGUCAUCUAAUUUAGAUUGCUUUUGUGAACCAAAAAGUACUUUAUGCUUCUGAGAUUCUCAAGGUGCUGUAAACCAAGUCAGGUACCAAAUGGAAACAAAAGGUUAAAGGAGUAAAACAGUGUAGCCACCUCAUCUGUGCUUGUAACUUCAAAAAAUACCUUUUUGUUUAGCACUCAAGGCCAACAUAUCUUACUUGGAUUGGCUGCAACAUUGGUAAGUAAUGUUACCAGUAUCAUGAGGAAUGUAACAGUAGAAAAUGUUUGUGACAAAUAACUUAGAUAUACAGUGAAUUUUCAUUAUAUCUAAGGGGGCAGGAAGUUGGGCACUGGUAGUCAUCCUAAUAAUUCUCAAAAAUGUAUCUAACAACCAAUUUUCAGGAUUGGUCAGUUAGUGCAAGCAGGAUGUCCAUUAGAGAAGGGACUCUAUGAUAUCCUCAGAACUAAAAGCAGUGCUGUUUCAGAAGUUGAUCCCUAUGAAGAGUAGGAUAAAUUGAGAUAUGUUUAGAGGGGACCUAGUUUGAUUUCAUGACCAUCUAUUUUGAUAUUUGGUACAGGCAGUCCCCGGUUAUUGGCAGGGUUCCAUUUUCACGGCUUGAUGAUGACUGAAAAUCACUGAUAACCGAAAAUCAGCAAUUUUCAGGGCUUAUCAGUGCUGAUAACCGGAUUUUGGUGCCAAUAACCUGUUAAUGGCACCUCUGUUAGGUGUGUUUCAGACCCAUACCCAGUUAUCAGUGCCAAUAACCAGAAAUCGGCGCUAGACAAGCUCCAUAAAACCGGAUUGCUAAUAGCUGACAUCACUGAUAAUAAUACCUAUUGGAGCACAGACCCAUUCUUAAAGAAGAAUUAAUAGCAUUUCUGAAAUUUAUAGCUGCUGCUUAAGAUGUACUAUGUAGUAAAGGUUUGGGAAGAGGUUUAUAGUGUUGAAUGGCCUGAUGAUUGGAAUAUCCAGGGAUACCAUCUUCAACAAUCCUUGUCCUUGAAUCAAUGCAAUAGGAAAAGUGAUCAGCAAGAUAGGAUGGACAAAUUCUGUUCCAGAUGCUUCUUUGCAAUUUGGACAAAUUCUGUUCCAGAUGCUUUUCUGCAAUUUGCAGAUCCUUUUCAAAUAUUUCAUAAUGCUGGAAAAAUUUUGCAAAGUGAACUUAAUCCUUGUUCUCCCUAAAUUGGAAACAUCUACCUAGACAUUUCCAUCAGUGGCUGCUUAAUUAUGACUUGUAGGCCUUAUGUCAACAAGCAGUGAUGAUAAAAUGAAAAACAGUGUUGUGAAAGGUGCACUGUAACAAAGCUCAGGGAACACUACAGUGAUUUGACAUUCAGGCUAACUGAGGAUAACUACAUCCUGAUACCUGUCAUUUCAUGAUAGGCACAAUAAGGGAAAUAUUUGGUCAGCAAGGUAGGAUGAACAAAAUUUUUGCAGACACUUAAAGACGUUGCAUGUACCACAUCGGGGGUCAGGAAUGGCCUAUUUCGGAUAUGGAGUGGGCUUCACUCCAGCUAUUACAGAACUAGUUAGUAGCUGUGGAGGCAUACAUCAGGACAUUCCAAUCAACAAAUUAUGCAGAUGGAAUGAGAAAAGAACAUUUUUAUGGUGGUACACCUUGAAUCUUUCAGGAUCACAUGCACACCUAUUUCUGUUGUAUUCACAUCAGCAUAAAGUCAAGAAACUCCCUUCAUAAACACAAGUGCCUAACUGACAUGGGUGCAGAAAAGAGCACUUGCCACCCACCCAUGUCUUCAAUUCCUUGUGUUGGACCACUUUGUAACAGUAACCUACCUCAAAGCUGAUACACACGCCAGUAACACCAGGUCUUUCCACUGGAAGUCAUUUUUAAACUGCGGUGUCCUCCUGCAACAUCAAAUCACCAACUUACAAUUCUUUACUGUCAAAUCCUGAGACCUGUAGGCACACACAGUGUUGCAGAGAGAACCUGGAAGCUUACAUUCACGCUAUUUUCUUAUGUGAGGUUUCUGCUAAUUAGGAUUCAUUGCAUCAUUUUGGCAGUAACAGUAGUCUUAACAGUUGCUUUUGGUGUUUAUAGGGGUUUAGCUUUUCAACCUGAAAACUGCAGUUUUUCUGACAGAUUUCUUAAAGGCUUCAAUAUGAGUUUUUGCAGGUUCUCUUCACUAUGUAGGUAAGUUAAUGGCAGUGUUAAAAAAUCUCAAGGCUGUUCAGUGACUUUUAUAAAAAAAACUGAAAAAACAAAAGGCCAUUAAUGAUUUAAUAAGGUACCAAACUAAGAUCCUUAUGAGGUCUCAUUCAGGUCUUUCUGAAAGGGGCAAGUAACAUUUCGGCAUAGGCCAUUUGGCGUAGAUGAUUCGGCAUGGCCGAUUCAGUGUAGCCAAUUCAGCAUAGCCCUUUCUAAAGAGAAUUUUUUUUGGCGGAGGGUAAUUUUUGUGUCAGAUUAGUAACUCGCUGUUGUGGUGUUAGAAAAUUUAUCAAAAUUAAGCAGUCUCCUUGUCUGGCUUGUCAUUAUCUCUCUCUCUCUCUCUCUCUCUCUCUCUCUCUCUCUCUCUCUCUCUCUCUCUCUCUCUCUCUCUCUCUCUCUCUCUCUCUCUCUCUCUCUCUCUCUCUCUCUCUCUCUCUCUCGUCAUAGUCAAAUUAGCUAUUUUAUCCUAGUCAUAAUAGUUUUAAUUGCCAAAUACUAGUCCAAUUAGGCCUAAGAUAGAAACUGUCAUAGAACUCGAUGCUCGGUUCAGCUUCAAAUUUUCCCGUCUUCUAAGCCCUAUCAUUCAAAAUAGUAUCAAAUAAUAUUUUAUCAAAACGUGGAAAAAUAAAGUGAUACACAGUGGAUACCUUUUUAUUUUUGAUGCAACAAACAAAGUAAUCCUGAAUUAAAGGUUUGGAGAUGUGAACUUAAAGAUUGAUGUUGCGUGAGAUUGCAUAUGAAGGAUGGAAAAGUUAUUUACCAGUUUACAGCUAGAUAUCAGGCACCCCCCAUAAGCUAAAUAAUAUAGAGAUGCUGAUGUUUUCAUUGUUUUUAUCCUUUUUCAUCCAUUUUUGGACCUCCAGCCUGUUCUGGAUUCUCCUGCAUGAAAAAUAUAUCCCAAUAAAAUUCUAAAAAUAGUGAUGUCAAAAUGUUCUGACACCUUUACGGCUACAUCUAAUAACCCAAUUAUUUCUCUGACGUUGAAUCGGCCACGCCGAAUCAGCUACACCAAAUGGGCUACACCAAAAUGUACCAAACCCUUCCUAAAGGUAUCUCUUGAUAAACUGUUAGGAAACCAUCAAACCUUAUGUUAUUGUUCAAGGAUUAUAUACCAAAAACAGCCUCUCCAUCCUGUGCUAGGACUAACAGAUUCAAGCUGAAGGUCAUACUUGCCAAGGAAUAUUCACUUUGACUAUCAUGUUAUUAAUCAGUGCAAAGCACCUGUUUCCUGAUGAAUCCUGUUAUAUCACAGCUCCAUUUGGCAUUCCGUUGAUGUUGAAUUAUUGUAGGCAAUGGGGAAUUCAUGUCUUUGUACUCUGAGAGAACCAAGGAGGAAAAUGGCAUUCUUUUGCCUUCUUGGCCAACAUGUCUUGGUCUAUAUUAUAUAUGCCAUUCAUCCAUCCCUUGAGUGAUACUUUAAGACCAGUGAACAUAAAAGACUGUGUAAGAGUACUACAUUAAAGCUAUACUGUUUAGAAAAACUUGGUUUGUACAACAGCUACCCAGACCUGGGUCACUGUUGUACAAGUCUUUUUGUGUAAUGAUAGAAUAUUUUUAAUGCUGAGAUAGUUAUUAUCAAUACUAGAGAGAAAUAUCACUUAACAUGUUGUACAUACAUUGAAAUCUCGCUCAUUACACCAUUGUCACAUUAUUGACAGUGUUCACAGGGACAUUAAGUAAAUAGAUCAUUUCAUUAUGAUGCCCCUUUCGCCUCUGUCCAUUCCCCUUACUUAUUGAUCACAUGGUAACUAAACAAUUCUGCUCUUUAUGUAGCACUACUUUAGUUUAUUGUGCAUAAAGGCUAAUAUUUUAUUAGAUACAUCACUCAUUUUUUAGAUAGAGAUUCUUCAUAGGUGAAAUAAAGAGUAUAUACUGGACAUGGACACAAAAAUAAACAUCACCCACUUAUUUUAUUAAUUGAUUGUAUUUUCGCUGACCUUGUUAUUGGUUUCACUCACAUCAGCCCUAGGUGCUGCGGCUGUGAAUGACAUUUGAAUAGCGAGUUGUAAUUAAUUGUGAUGGGAUACCUAAUUGAGAUAUUGACUGAUGUUUUCACUUUAUUUCUAUUUAACUGUUUUUGGAUAUGCUUUCUAUAUGACAAUUAAAAUAUACAAUUGAUUAUGUAUUAUGGAAUUUAAAAACUAAAUUUUUUCAUUAUUUUUGUAGAUAAAAUAAUUUCCUUUCCUCAUUAUAUGAUUAUAAAUUGAUACCAGAUGUUCCUCACACCACUUAUAAAUGUACUGUACGUAUUUGUAAUAUUGCUGGCUCUCAGAAUUUACACUAAAACUGCUAGUUGUUAUUUUAGUGGAAAUAACAUAUUAAAAGGGACCACUUCUCAAUUUUUUUUUAUAUAUUCUUUUCCGUGGGUUACCUGAAGUGUUUACCUUUUGACAGCAUUUAGUACAUAGAGCAUUAUUAUAUUGAAAGAGCUCUGUGGAAUAUUAUGUUUUGCUCUAUCAGUUUGUAUAUUAUUUUCUAUCAUCAUCAUUAUUGUUUACAUUUUACAAAGAACCCCUUUUUUAAAUAAGUGGCCAGUUUGCCUUGUGGGUAAAAUUUGGUUGAGUUUAGUGUGCUGUACAAAAUUAAUUAUGAUUAUUAUAUAGAAGAUAUGUAAUUAUGUAUGGUUAUUGUAAAAAUAACCUACACAAUCAAGAGGUAAUUAUCAUGGAAAAUGUGCAUCUGUAGAUAAAAAGAGAAACCAGCUUUUGGAUGGUGUGAAAGUGCUUCAUAAUUUUGUAUUUGUUCCAUAGAUAAUCUGUAUUACUCUUGAAGAUUUGUCUUUCAUAAGGCAAACAGUAAAAAUACAAGCAUUCUAGAGAAAUCCCUGUAAUGCUUAAACAGUAUCCUAGAUUGUAUUUUGAUUUGAUCUGUACUUUCCAAGAUGCCACUAGUACAUGAAAGGUAAAUCAUGAAUGUUGAUAUGUUUGAAUAAAUUACCUGAAAUGUAUAGUUUUGUCGCUAGUAUUGUUGCAUAUAAAAUUUAUAGAAAGCUUUAAGUAUUAUAUUCAGAUAGAAGAGACAGUUGUAGGUACAUUUUAAAUUUUUGCAUCCUUCUUCACAUUAAAUUUGACAAAAAGUAAGGAUUCCUAAUGUAGGCUAACAAGGUAAAGAAGAUAGGAACAGUCUUCUUUACCUUGUUAGCCUAAAUUAGGAAUCCUUAUUAGAGUAAGUUUAAAAUGGAUAAGGAGCAAAAUGGAGCACAGCAUUGUUGGAACAUCAAGAUGAAAGUAAAGACUUAUUGCAAUGCCAAGUAGUAAUUUAUUAUUCAAAAAAAUUUUUUGUGUUAAUUACUUAAUUAUUAAGAUUUUCCUGACAUCAUAACUACUAUUUGUGGAAGAUGAACUGUGAUAGGUAAAAGAGGUUCAUGAACUGAAAGUGCAAACGUCAGUUUCGAAAUAAAAAAUAAAUGAAUGAAAUAGAAAAUAUAAAUAAAAUAAAUACAUAAGAUGAAGUAAAAUUAAAUACAUAGUAUAAGACACAGGUAUUUCCAACAUCAGCAUACAUUAUGUUGAAGUCAUCAAUGAUUUAGUUUUGAAAAUAUCUAACAUAUAAAAUCAUUUACAAAAAUUAGCUGGAAGAAAAAAUUUGAACAAAUUAAGCUGUGGUUUAGCUAUUAGAGAACAAUGGAGUAAAUAUAUUUAGAGAGCUAACAAACCUCUUGUUCUUGUGAAUAGAACCAAAUCUUAGUUUUGUAUUAUUUAAGAAAAGUGACCAUACAAUAUUAGUUCAGUUUUGUCCACAUGAUUUCCUUCCCCAGGAAGAUAACAAAAAUAUAUUUAACAAAUGAGCUCAGUUCUAUCGAUAGUAGUUUGUAAAUCCAAGAGAUGAGGAGAGACAUGGUAGCUACAGAGAGAUAGAUAAAAGAUGUUUAAUAGUUGAGAUACACUACACAUGCAGUACUGGGUAUUGUGCCAACAAAUUUUAUAUACACUACAUAUUUAUUAUAAUUAGUAUUUGUUUUGAAUAGAGAUUAUUUUAACCUUAGAUAAUUUAAGAUAGCAUUGCUUCCUUCCAGCUUAUGAUUUUUUUAAUGUAAGCACAGAAAUAAGCUUUGAAUGGGCACCUAUUUUUUAUUUAAAAAAGAGAAAACAUGUUCAAAUACUGGAUUUAGUAGGAGAGAUUUUUUGUGAGUUGUCCCAUUCUUACAGAAAACAGGUCUAUAUAUAAGUAAUUUUUGAGUACUACUUACAAAUUUAGAUAUGCUACAGGAUUAGAGUAAUGUCAUGAAAAAUAACUGACCCCUACGUACACAUACAUACUGCACAUAGUACUAGAAUCAUUCAGUACAGGAUCAACUUGUAACAGCCCUCUUUAGUAAUUGAUUGUAUUGUGUGUUGUUAACUUAUAAUGUACGUAUAUUGCAUGAUGUCAGCAAUUUUAUUAUUCAUAGUAAAUUUAUGACUGACUAAAACAUCAAAAGCAGAUGUUUUGAUGGUGUGUCAUUUUUUAAAUUCAUGCUGAUUUUUAGGGUUUUGUGCAAUUAUUUUACUAAGUUCCAGUACUGCAGUAAUUCAAAAUAAUUUUAGUAGCAACAGCACUACUAAUAAUAAUGAUGAUGAUGAAAUUGUAGGACAUCUAUCAUGGUUUUAGGUAGAGGAAAAUUUCUUGUGAGGUAUUUGAGUGUAUUUGAUGUAUUGCCUUAUGUUAGCAUUACUAUUUUGAUUGUUGAAGUACCAAAUAGUGUUUGUAGUAUUUUUGAUGAAUUAAUCUCCAUAUAUUACAAACUUGUUUCAGCAUAGUUUUGGGUAGUAAAAUUAAAUACUGAAUAUAAAUAGUACAUUUCUUUCAGUUCAGAAAUUGUUACAAGAAUCAUGUAGACAUUUCUGUUGCAAAGUGGUAUGAAGUAAUUUUGAACAAUUAUUUUGCUUAUUGGGAUGAACAACUGAAUGAUCGUAGUGUAAUGGAGUAUUUAAACUGUCAAACUGCUUUUUCUUAACAAACUGCAUAAAUUAGUGAAGCUAUGCUAAUUAUAAAUAGUAUUAGAAAAGCGUAACAUGUAUACAUUACAGAAUAUCCAUUACAUUGUACUUAAUAAACACUACAGUAUCAUUUAGGGCUACACUAGUUUGACAGAUCUUAAUACUAAACAAAUUUGACAAAUCUCUCAAGAUUUUAUUAAUUAUUUUAUGUAUAUUAUGGAUAUUAAUUGCAUACUAUUUUACAUUCCAUCUGAAUCAGGGUCUAUGGUGAUGAAAAUUAAUUAUUUUGGACAUUCAAUUGCUUAUUUUGAUUUGCCAAGGAAUGUAUAACCCAUACUAUACCAUCUCUGUACAUAAUGUGUUAAUUAUACUCGGUGAAAAUGUUCAGGCUGGUUAUGUGUAGUAGUACCUAUGUGCACUGUUAGAUAAAUGUUAUCAUACCCGACUAUUAGUAGCUUGCAAAGCUAAAGAAAAGAAACUGCAUUGUUUAUAGUAAAUAUUGAAAAUAUAAGGAUACCACUCCUGCCAUUAGGUGUCACCAGCUUUGUUGUUCAGCCGGUAAAUAAGCUUCGGUAAUUAUGUAGUGAAUGCACGUCCAUUGAGUUGAAAAGGUAGACAAUAGUGCACUCUGACUGUGGUCCAUUUACUAAGUACAGUAUUUUUUCAUAGUCAAACUUUGGUGAUAAUUAAAUGUGACUUGUAAGACAAACCUACCUUUUAUGCUAAAAUUUUUGGUCAUUAACUUUUUAAUAGCAACGAAGUGCAUGAUUUGAUGUUUUUGAAUUUUGGAAUGUUUAUAAAGUUAAACCAAGUAAUAAGUCUGGAGGGGGUACUAGUAUGUAUUGGUACAAAAUUUAAAUACAGAUAUUUAUUAAGUAGUGUGUGGGUAGGUUAUCCUGUAUCCCAUUAUGUGUUCCUUCAGGAUGUCUUGGUUAACACCUGCUUGACUGUUUGUUAAUACAAAUCUGGUUUUAGUAGGUCAUCAUUAAGAAUGGCCACUGUAAGGGUCUCCAGUUCUGAGGGAAAGAUGGUAUACUUAAUUUAAGGUAUUACCGUAUUUUAUUGAAAAAGGAUGCUUAUGAAAUUAAGUUCGAAUUAGGCAAGCCAUGUAGUGAUUCUUUGUAAGUGCACUGUAUUGGAUCCGUUUUGCCUUUAGGAUUUAAUAGGCAAAAUAUCAGUUUCACAUUAUGUGUUAAUUAUCACAUUAACAUUGCUUUACUCCAGGUCGUAAUUUGUAGAUCCACUUCACUUACUCAUGUAUUAAAUAUUUCUUCUCCUUUCAAGCUGAAGCCACCAUCCUUAAGUUUCAUGAAUUCUUAAUUACGGAAUUGCUUAAUAAAGAUCACCAAGUGUAAUUUCUGAGUGAUGUCUAUAUGUAUAAUCGUUUGCACAGAUUUUGUCAUAUUAGAUUCCUUUCAAGUGUCCGUAUCCAUAUCAGUUCAAGAAGAAGUGGGACAGAAAUUGAAGGUGAUCACAUUUCUCCUUUCUGAAAGCUUGCACCAUGCCCUGUUCAGGCUCUUAUCCUGGUUAAGGAGGAUAUAAAAGAUUAGAAUUUUUGAAUUGUUCCUAGUAACCACAAUAAAUGAUAGGCAAAUGUCCUUCCCCAUGAGUCACAGAGUCACAGUGUACAAAACUCAUGGUUGUGCAAUCUGCUUUGCCAGUUGCACUCCAACCUACUCACCAGCCUUAAAGAUCAUCAACUUUCACGCUUGGAAAUAAAAAGAUCUCUUUUGAAACUUGAGUCAGACUGCUUGGGGAGAAGGGUAUCCUUUCCAUUUUGUUUUCUCCAUUCAAUCACAUGCUUUCAAAAGAAUCCCUGUCUCAUACUAAUUCUGAAGACUCCAUGGCCUUGUCUUUCGACCUCUCCAAACAGCAUUUAUUUCAGUAACUAUAGUGGAGAAAGCUGCCUGAAUCUAUCAGACGUUUCCUCCCCGGUACCUGUUUAUUAAUCAACUUUCCAGUAGUAUUGCACAUAUCAGGUCACUCAUUAUAGUAGUGGCAUAAAGGAAUAUCUCGUUACUCCUCCAACCCAUUGGCAAGUCUUUGCUUCCGGUUCAUUUCAGACACAUCAGGCUUUUGAUUUAAUAAUUUAGUUGAAAUCAGUUAAUUUGAAAAAAAAACAACAUUAACAGGAUGUCACUCAUGAAGCUACUGCUUCCCCCUGUUGUUUCACCUUACAUGACAAAGAUUCUAAGUGAUGAGCCAUGGGAACUCUCCCUUUACUUCCCCCUGACUGCCUUCCACCUUACUUUCACUUCAUCUUCUUUUUCCCCGCCCUAGAAGAUAACAACAAUUUUUAUAUUACUUUUUAUACAGAUAACUAAAUAUUUUACUUGACAACUUUCAUCUUCAAGUAUCAGUUUUAGCUGUGGUUUUUCUAGUACAAUGUGAAACUUUUUCUUAAUGCGCAUAAACCGCUGCCUUUCACUAGAGUGAAGCUGCAUAACAAAGGGACCAUAUGAAGGGAUUCAGGUUUACCAGCCCUGCACAUUUACUAUCAUCACUUAUGGAAUACAGUCUUAUUUUUCUUUAUUAAAUAGUCAUUACAUACUUUGUACUGGUGUGUAAGGUAUAAAGAUGAUUUGUUUGCACAAACAUUUUUUUAUUUUAAUGUUUGCAUAUUUUUGCAACUUUAAACAAAGCCUAAUGUGUAGGGUUUUGGCAGUACAUUAUAAGACCUUUUACCUGCUUUAAAGCUUAUUGUAAAACUGUAUAGUUUGGUAUUUAGCUUAAUUAUAAACGUUCCAGAAAACUGUUCAGAGUAGUAGAUAUAUUUUAUGUUUUGAAAAGUUUGUUAUAGAUGGAAUUGCAUAGGAUGAUGUUGAAUUUUGCACCAGACAUUUUUGCACAGAAAAAAAUUGCGAGCUAGGAAUACUAGGACUGUUUGACCUCAUGAAAUAGUCGUGUUAUACAGUGAUGUCAACUGUGAAAUGUUGGUAAUUUAUUGUAAUUCAGGGAUGAUGACAUAAAAUUAUGGUCAUCUUGCAAUAUGAAUUAUAUUCCUUGAGUAGAAUGCUAACUAUGUCCACUGUGACUAGUCUCAAUUGUUACCAUGAAUCAAGAGCAAAUUUUCUGAGUUUAUUUCAUUUAAAAGUAAGCUUGAGGUUCCAUCAGAAUAUGCAACUUUACAAAACUUAUUGUCUGCCUCAGUAUUAAUUAUCAAUUUAGGUGUUAUAAGGUCAAAUCAACAGUAUUGCCAUAAUGACUAGUGACUUAUCAGUAUUGUACAAUUACUGAAAAAUAUCAGCACUUUACUAUGGUAAUACUUUUUACACAUAAAUUAUGGAACUGAGUUACCUAAAAUGAUAAGUACCAUGCAGAAUUAUAGGAUUUCUUACAAAACCUCAUUACAGGAAAUGAGUGGCAGUAAUUGCAAAUUAUUCAUUGUAAUUUUUGAUAGCACUAAUAAAUUACAACCAUGUACAUCAUCUCUGGAAACAGUUUGUAAAUGCCUAAAUUGUGGAUUGGACGAGAAGCGGUGCUUUCAACAUGGUAUGACCGUUGGCCUAAAUUGUGGAACGUGAAUGAUUUAAACAUUGUAGUGUCUAAACUUCCAGGAACAAUAAACUCAAGGUUUGGAAAUCACGUACUUGGCUAGUGUAUCAUUCUUGUAAAUGAUAUUUUUACUGGUAUUAGGUGAUUGAGGCAUUAGAAUGGGAUGUUGUCUCAGGAUAAAAUUUGUCAUAAAAGAUCUGCUCUACAAUACACAUAUUGCUUACUGUUGUAUGUUUACUGCAAUUUUUAUGUUGUGCUAUCCACUUGAAUACAUUAUAUGAUUCAUCUGUAUUUGGAGGCCUUUACUAUGACUUUCAAGUAAUUAUUGAGGAGUGAGGAAUUUUACCAUUUAUUUCAGAAAAAUCUGAUUUAUAGGGUUCUGUAGUUUGAAAGUAUUUCAGGUACAGUACAUAUAUGUCUUGUAGAGCAGAUAGUUUUGCCAUGACUGUUAAUGCACUCUAGAAUAGUGUAAAAAUAUUGUAGUUCUGUAGUACUGCACUUUUGCACAUAUUUUUCUAUGUUUAUAUUUCUGAAAGUAAAUUAUAUUGACCAUACCAUAUUUUUUAGAUACAGUAGGUCAUAUAUUACAAAUAUAUGUUAAAAUGAGAAAUAAAUUUUAAUGUAUUUUUAGAUGUUGAACUUUGGAAAACCAUGUUCAUAUUUAAGUAUUUAAAACCAUGUUUUGAGAGUUACUUGUAUGAAGUUAAUGACUUUUUUUUUUUCUUUUAAGCUGAGACUUGAUUUGCCAAAUUGCAAAGAAUUUUGCAAUCACUGACACAUUAAUUAUAAACUUGUGAAGAUAGGAGCAUGACAGGUGUUAGCAAUCAUCUGUAUAGUCUCCUGUAAAAACUUUUAAGGUUACAUUUUUGGGGGAAUAAAAUUCUUGAAGAAAAGUUAUAAGCAAUCAAUGAAGAAUGAAAUGCUGAACAAAAAAUAUUGUUUCUCUAUUUCUUGUCUUCCUUCUGUAUUCAUUAAUGUAUUGUUUGCAAUGCAUGCCGAUCAUUUUCACCUGUCAUUAAGGGAAUGAGAAAUAAAGGCAAGAGCAGCAUGCUUAAAAAAAGUACUAACUAAUUUCUACUGCGGAUAGGGAAAAUGUGUGGUUUUAUGAAUGUUUUGCUGCAAAAGUUGACUAUGAUAUACAGCUUUCUCACUCUGCAUAGUUGGAAAUUACAGUACUAUAUGCUUUUGGGGGGAGAAGGAGAUAAGCUAACACUACGUAUGUUUUGCACUGAUUCAGUAUAGUACUGUAUUCUGGAAUCUACAGUAAAUUAUUGAACAUCUUGGAUUUUAUCUUAGUUUUCCUAAAUUAAGUCUGUUUUAAUCCACUUUCAGUUGCAUUCGAACAUUUUGGGUUUGCCCUAGAUUUCCUGUAUUGUCACUAUUUUAAGCAACAGGUAAUAUUUAUCAGUUAAAUUUUUUCUCUCAAGUGCCAUUAAGAUGACAGCAACCAACAUUACAUGUUCAACUGUUUGGAAUGCUUUAAUCAUAUUGUCAUUUGUGAUAGUUCAGUGGCAGUAGAGGAAAAUAUUUAUUGUACAUAUUAUGACUAUCCACUGACUUGUAAAUAGUUCAUACAGCAUGAAUUGUAUAUUUUUGAAAGAUAACGUAAUUGAAGCAUUUCUUGCACAAGAAUGUAUCUGUCCAUGGGUGCUAUUAUGUAAAACUAGAAUUUGUGAUAAUUUACAGAUACGUAUAUUAAUAUGAAUUUGGUAAAAUUGUCCAUAAUAAAAAUAAAGCAAGCUUCAGUUGAUCUUGUACUUUAAAUUCAUCUAAAAAUAAUUGAGUUCAUUGGUACUUUAUUACUUGUAAACUUGCCAUAAAAUUUAUUUACUUAUACCAUCCCAUUUUCAGUUUUUAAUUUUUUUUAUUCCUUUUCUAUGUGGGAAAGGUUAUGCACAAUCAGUGGUAGGAUGUUAUUGCCAAUGUUUUUAAGACCAAUUAAGAUUAAAAGGAUUUAGGUGAGAUGUUCAUGUUAAUGAGAAACUAUUGUAUGUAUGCUGAAAGCUUAAUAAAACUUGUUAACAUUUCUUAUAAAAUACAAAAAUAUUACAUUCCCAAUAUACUAUUUUUCUACCAAAAAUACAGACUCUUCCCUGUCUUACUGUCUUAUAAUAGCUGAUGCAUAAUUGUUAAUAAAGUGUAUUUUUGAAAUAAAGCAUAGAUAUAUAUGUACAGUAUUUAUACUUUCUUUUAAUUUUUCAUUGAACUGAACUGGAGAUUUCACUAGGAUUAUGGCUUUAGAACAAUGCUAGUACAGAAUUUGUAUUAUAUACUGAUUUUCUUUUGUAUUUUGUAAUUUAAUGGGUUACUGAUGGUUUUGUUCAGGUUUUACUGCACUUAGAAAUAAUGUACAGUAUAUGUACUGAAUGAUGUUGAAAUAUAAUUUUUAAAAUUA
Macrobrachium nipponense is the source of this 16006-nucleotide messenger RNA. It is a transcript of the gene sea, whose product is annotated as putative tricarboxylate transport protein, mitochondrial. Bases 103 to 1053 code for a protein of 316 amino acids. Gene Ontology annotation, cellular component: mitochondrion. The record is from RefSeq and is a predicted model, not a curated record. Gene Ontology annotation, molecular function: citrate secondary active transmembrane transporter activity. Gene Ontology annotation, biological process: mitochondrial citrate transmembrane transport. NCBI's taxonomy places the organism in Eukaryota, Metazoa, Arthropoda, Malacostraca, Decapoda, Palaemonidae. The transcript is spliced from 6 exons.